UUUGUGUGGAAAGCACUUUUGAGUUGCAUUCAAUUGUAUGAAAAGUGCUAUACGAAUAAAGCUAUUAUUCUUAGUAUUAUUAUUAUUAUUAUGGUUACCAACAUUAAUCUCGAGGGGUGAUGCUCACGAUCAAACAAACUUCACAAUUUGACAUUGUAUCAAGAUUUCCUUAUGCGGUAAUGUUCAUUUGCAUUCAAUGUGUGAAGUUUUUGAAGAGUUUUAGAGUGAAGCAUUUGGAUGAGUUAUUGGCACAGACACAGGAAUGGGCAUGAUACUGCAUCACUGCCGCCAGCAUCUAAAAUGUUGAAGGGUGCAUCAUAAAAUUAUAGAAGUUUCACCAGAACAAUUAACAAAAAUCUUUUCAAUUGUUGCAGUUCUGAAGUGCAGACAAGCUGACCCAUUAAUAUUCACUCUUACAGAUGCCUAAACAAAGAUGCAAAUAAUGGCGUGUGCCCUUUAAUCUGUGCAAAAGCGGGCCGCAGCGAUGCUUUCUUUGGCGUAGCCCCUGCGGUUUCAUUGUUGCAUGCGCACAGACAAAUAUUGUAGCUUAAAACAUCAAUAUGUGCAUUUCAAAACGAUUAUCAUCACAGAUGUUCAUCCAUGUGUGAGAUUUGUGCACAAAACAGUACAAAUGAAUGCUUCAUUACAGACAAGGUACACUAUGUUGCACCCUGUAAAAAUGAUCAUUUAUUGUACACACGCAGAAUAACCCAGAAGCCACAGAAAUUAUGUGUUAUGCAAGUAGAUUUCUGCUCUGUUGAUUUUACUUGGAACCAGUUGAGAUAAAUGCCAGAAUUGUAUUGACCAGACACUGGCUGGAAUAGUUAGCCUGAAAAUUGUGUCUUCCAUUCUUGGACUGAGUUUUGAAGUCAGGUGAAUUGGAAUAAAUGAAAAGUUUCCUUUGUUAGUGACUGGGAUGAUCAUGACUUACUUCUAGUUCCUAGCAAGUUAUUUGCUGAAAAAUAUCAGUAAUGUGGCAUCAAUUUCACCAAUUAAGCAUUCUGAAUAAGAGAAAAUGAUACAUGUUGAUGACAGGAAGUUUACAUUUGUAACUGUACAAAAUGGUGGUCAAUGUUCUGAAUGGUGUGGCUUGAUGUAGUGAUACUAAAAUAUGCAAAACGGAGGGUGCACAGUCCCAACCAUACAGUGUUGAAUGUAACCAAAGCUUCAUCAGUAAAGGUGAUCCUUGGUUGUCCAGAACAAAACAUUAACCUUAUCAUCUUUGUCUACAGUUGCUGCCUAACCUAUUGAACAUUUCAAAUAUAUUCUGGUUUUCGUAUUAAAUUUGAGUUAACUUAAUAAUUUAAUUUGGUAUUUCCCUCCCAUAAGUCAGCCGAAGUGGAAUGCAGAGGUCCCCUAACCAAGCCUGGUGUACGGCAGCCCCCAAUAAGAGCUUUUAUGGACGACCUUACCAUCACCACAACAUCGGUCCCAGGAAGUAGGUGGAUCCUACAAGUUCUUGAGAAACUUAUGACCUGGGCAAGGAUGAGUUUCAAGCCAACAAAGUCAAGGUCCAUGGUGCUGAGGAAGGGGAAGGUGGCUGACAGAUUCCACAUUUUACUACCCGGAACUGCCAUUCCCUCCAUCACUGAGCAACCUGUCAAGAGUUUGGGGAAGGUUUUUGACACAACUCUGAAAGACUUUGCCGCCAUUCAAAAGUCCAUCAAAGACCUUGCAGCCUGGCUCACCAAAGUCGACAAGUCAGGUCUGCCAGGCAGAUUCAAGGCCUGGAUCUAUCAGCAUUCCAUCCUGCCCUGAGUCCUGUGGCCUCUGCUGGUUUACCCUGUUCCAUUGACCUCAGUUGAGUCCUUCGAAAGGAAGAUCAGCGGCUUUCUCCGCAGGCAGCUUGGCCUUCCCCGCAGCCUCAACAGUGCAGCACUGUAUGGGACCAGUAUCAUCUUGCAGCUCCCAUUCAGUGGCCUUACGGAAGAGUUUAUGGUGGAGCGAACAAGAGAAGCUCUGCAGUACAGGGACUCCAGGGACCAGAAUGUGUCAUCGGCUGGCAUCGAGGUCAGAUCAGGGAGGAAUUAGAGGGCGGAGAAAGCAGUGGAGGUGGCAGAGUCACGCCUAUGGCAAAAGGCAUUGGUGGGAGUCAUGGCAACUGGCAGAGCGGGUUUGGAAUACUUCCCUACUUGGCAAGACCCAGGGCAAGGAGAGACACCAUCUAAUCCAGGAAGAGGUUCGAGCAGGAGUGGAGGAAGAGCGUGUGAGCAGGACGGUGGGGCUCAGGCAGCAGGGAGCGUGGACAAGGUGGGAGAGCACACCGCAGCGCAGGAUUACCUGGUCAAACAUCAUGCAGGCAAACUUCCAGCGCGUUCGGUUCCUUGUCCAAGCUGUCUACGAUGCCCUACCAAGCCCAGCAAACCUCCACGCCUGGGGCAAGAGCGAGACACCUUCCUGCCCACUUUGCUCUGGGAGAGGGUCAUUAGAACAUCUCCUCAGCAGCUGCCCAAAGUCCCCUGGGCAAAGUCGCUAUCGGUGGCAUCAUGACCAGGUGCUCAAGGUGGUUGCUGAAAGCAUAGCCACUGCCAUCGAUAACAGCAAACACCACCACGCCCCAAAGAAAUCAAUCACUUUUGUCAAAGCUGGAGAGAAGCCUCGACCACAACCAAAAACUAGGGCAGGCCUCCUCUACACAGCAACUGACUGGCAGCUGCCCGUCGAUCUGGGCAAACAGCUAAAAUAUCCACAGCACAUCACAGCAACAUCACUCCGACCAGACAUGAUCAUCACCUCCGACGUGACAAAACAGCUGAUUGUUCUGGAGCUGACAGUGCCCUGGGAAGAGCGCAUUGAAGAGGCUAAUGAGAGGAAAUGCGCAAAGUACCAGGAACUGGUGGAGAUGUGCCAGGACCGCGGCUGGAAGACAUACUAUGAGCCCAUAGAGGUGUUGCAGGAUGCUCACUCUGUAGAGGCUUUGCAGGAUGCUCACUCUGCAAAGUCCUCAACCAGUUGGGCAUUACGGGGCUGGCAAAGCAGAGGGCCGUUCAAUCCGCAAGCGAAGCCGCAGAUAAGGCCACUAGGUGGCUUUGGAUUAAGAGGGCUGAUCCGUGGGCGGUUGCUGCUGGGAGGCAAGUCGGGGCUUAAUCAACCCCGGCUGGGUCGCCUGGGCGAGGGUGUCUGAUGUCGUGAGACCCGAAACACCCGAUGACCCCAGGACACAUCACUGAGGAUGCGUCCCAGCGCAUCUAGAAGAUGUUUCUUUCACACAGUUUGCUAUUUCCCUCCCAUAAGCUAGAAAAUCAAAUCCCAUCUGCUGCAAAACUCUGGAUUCGCGAGGUUGCAAGAAUAUAAAUGAAACAAUUAUUGUACCAAAAUCGAAAAAAAUAUUGUUAAGUGAAUCUUCAACAAUGAUAGCAUAAAAAGGCAGAAAUUUAGAACAGAUUUUUCACGUCAGAGAAGAGGAGAUAAAUCAGUCUGGGGUUAGUGAUGUUUAGCUUCUCAGUUCAGAUAAUGAUUGUUUCAUGUUCAUGUUUCAGAAUCUUAGCGUAACAGUUUUUCAUUCAUCUGUUUGAUUUUAGUUUGAGAAGUUGAAUU
Messenger RNA from Leucoraja erinaceus (little skate), 3537 nucleotides. RefSeq lists its product as uncharacterized. The record is from RefSeq and is a predicted model, not a curated record. The coding region runs from base 1883 to 3124 and encodes 413 amino acids. Lineage: Eukaryota; Metazoa; Chordata; Chondrichthyes; Rajiformes; Rajidae. The transcript has a single exon.